GUUCGCUUAUUGCAUCGUUUGUAUUAUUUGGUACCAUUCGGCAUUCGUUUAACCCGUGUCAGUCGAAGUCUUUGCGUCUUACAACGCGAUUGUGUAUUCUUGAAGAUGGUGGCAAAGGACCAAAUUACGGAGAACCAUUACGGAUAUAGUAAGGACUUCCGGACUGCACUUCCGCAGUUACUUGCUGUCAGUGUCAAGAACUUGCUACUACUAGGUUAUGGAAUGACUCUGGGUUUCCCCACCAUCCUUAUUCCAGCCGUGCAGAACCCUGUUGAGGGGGAGGUACUGCGGCUGCAUAGCUCCGAAGUUUCUUGGAUAAGUUCAAUAAACCUAAUAGUAGUGCCAUUGGGGUGCGCUCUCUCGGGAGUAGUAACAGCGCCCCUUGGAAGACGACGGGCUAUGCAGAUGGUGAACGUCCCAUUCUUCAUAGCUUGGCUGACCUUCUAUUUCUCGAAGAACACUUCGCAUCUUUACAUGGCUCUCGUUCUAACUGGUCUGGCGGGAGGACUUCUUGAGGCACCGGUGCUAACAUAUGUAGCAGAGAUUACUCAGCCACACUUGCGUGGAGCUCUUACAGCUACAAGUUCUAUGUGCAUCAUCAUAGGUGUCUUUACACAGUUUCUCUUUGGUUUAUUUCUCUAUUGGCGGCAUGUGGCAUUACUAAAUAUAAUAUUUACGGUCCUUGCUGUGAUAGCCCUUUGCUUCGUCCCAGAAUCUCCACACUGGCUAGUCUCACGAGAACGAUAUAAUGAUGCUAGAAAGAGUUUACAAUGGCUUCGAGGAUGGACAACCCCACAGAGAGUGGAUGCUGAAUUGCGUGAUAUAGAAGCACUUUAUAAUAAAAAACAAGAAGCAGAAGGUAAAGUGGAGACAGUAUAUGAGAGAUUAUCGCUCUAUACUGAAAGGAGUUUCUUAAUUCCUUUCUUUCUUGUUAGUUAUGCCUUUUUCGUUGGUCACUUUAGUGGUAUGACAACUUUACAGACGUAUGCAGUAUCAAUUUUCCAAAUGCUGGAAGCUCCGAUUGACAAGUACUAUGCCACUUUAAUUCUUGGAGUACUUCAAAUUGUUGGAUCUGGAGGUUGUGUGCUGAUGGUCCAUUAUACAGGGAAGAGACCACUCACAUUCUUCUCAACAGCUGGAGCCGGCGUCUGCUGUCUGCUAGUUGCUGGAUACGAUGGCUAUAUACAAAACAACAUAUUACCGAGCGCGGUCAAUUCUACACUAGGAACCGUAGUAACCAUGAAUAACCCAAAUUCGUGGAUACCAACAACACUAUUAAUGUUAUUGGCUUUGAUUACACAUACGGGAAUUCGGCUGUUGCCUUGGAUACUUAUUGGAGAGGUUUUCAGUGCCCAAACUCGGUCGGGAGGAGCCGGGUUGGCCAGUGCUGUUGGUUACAUCUUCGGCUUCUUAACAAAUAAAUUGUACAUCGGUAUGGUUGAUUCUUUGUCCAUUUGGGGCACAUAUGGGCUCUAUGGAAUAAUCAGCCUAACAGGAUGUUUCGUAUUUUAUUUCAUCUUACCAGAGACGGAAGGAAAAAAAUUGAACGAUAUAGAAAAACACUUUGCAGGUGUCAAAAGGCUUACAAAUACAGUGUACCGUUCAUUGAAAAGGAAUGAUAUAUCGAAGCUUCAAGAUCUAAAAGGUGCAACAAAUCCAUCGUUCGAGGCGGACACAACCUAUAUUUAAAUAAUUUCAGAAAUUUUUGAGAUUAAUUUUUAACUGGCUUAAAAGAGAACUGAUUUCGUCGUGUGUUUUUGGUAGAAUCCCUAUGAUUUAAAAACUUUUUGUGUUUGUAUUUUCAGCUGGUGAUUUAGGGUCUGAUGAUGAGAUCCUGAUCCAAUUUUUAUUUGUCAUACAAUAUAAUUGAAUGUCGGUAACGAAAAAAAUAAUAAUUUUGUUAUAAAAACAGAAUUUUUAGGUUCUCUAAAAUUAUUUUUAUAAUAGUACAACGGACUCAUUAAAACAGCUACAAGUCAACUUUCAAACUUUCAACUUACAAAGUAGCUGAAAUAAGCUUUUUUUUAAAUAAUAUAUUAUAUUAUAGCUUUUUAUUAAAACUAAUACCGGCUCUGUUCAGAGAAAAUAAUUUUUAUUUUUUAUUUUCGCACAAUUUAAUGUAGUGCCGCGUUUAGUUAUUUCUAUUUAAUCAAAUUUUUAAUCAUUUAAGUAUAAAUGAUUUAUUAGAGUUGAACAUCGAAGGCAAGUGACGCUUGCCGCAGACGGAAUUUUGAUGGGUAAAUGUACUGUAAUUUUUUUCACCAAAAGAUGAAAAUGCUCUUUUUUGUCUAAUUGUGCAUUUAUAUAUGUUAUAAGUUUGGUGAAAUGUUAUGAACGCAAACUGUGAUAAUAAUACUUUUGUUAUCGAUAAAAUUAAUUUAUGAAAUCGAAAAACAUUACCACUGGUAGAUUGAAUGUAGAAACAGGGCAUUUAUAUUAUAGAUUACGGUAACAGAACAAAAAUAAUUGAUAAUAUUUAUUUUUGUGAAUCAAAAUGACAUCUCCAAAAGCCAGGCAUUGCUGAGCUUUGGAGGUUAAAAAGUAUAUUAUUGUGCCAAUGUUAUUAAAAAAAAAUAUAAUUUUGAUAUUAA
Messenger RNA from Pieris napi, 2591 nucleotides. Its product is annotated as facilitated trehalose transporter Tret1-like. Gene Ontology annotation, molecular function: transmembrane transporter activity. Gene Ontology annotation, cellular component: membrane. Gene Ontology annotation, biological process: transmembrane transport. The record is from RefSeq and is a predicted model, not a curated record. Bases 106 to 1689 code for a protein of 527 amino acids. NCBI's taxonomy places the organism in Eukaryota, Metazoa, Arthropoda, Insecta, Lepidoptera, Pieridae. The transcript has 14 exons.